AUGGAACCGCCAGACAACCUAAGUCCGGCGACAACAGGGGAACAAAAUGGAGUCAGUGCUCAGCCAAUUUCAUAUGCGAAUCGAGUGGCAACUUCAUCGGGGGGUUCCGCUCCUACAAAAUCAAAAGAAUCAGUUGUGGGCAGACAUACUACGCACAACGGGAAAGUGGCGGUGAUAUUCAAGUCGAAAGACUACUACGGAGUACUCGUUGAAGACUGUAGAAGAACAAUUGUGGAGAAAUUUCCGAAACCUAGGCCACAAAUUGACAAAAUCAGAGCUAAGUUCAAAGAAUUAAUUACUAUCAAGGGAUCAGUGACGAUCAGCGUAUUUGACAACUACAAUGUAUUUAUUGAUUGCACAAAUGAUGAUGAUUUUAAAACGGUGUGGUAUCGAAGGAUCAUUGAGAUUGAGGAUGCUCAGAUGUGGCUACAAAAAUGGAUACCACACUUCAAGCCUGAAGAAGAUAUCCCUAUUGUGUUGGUGUGGGUCCUCUUACUUGGGUUGUCAUUUCAAAUACGUAACUGGCACAUUAUGAAGCAAAUCUUAAGGCCUGUGGGAACCCCUCUGUGCUUAGAUGCUGCCACUACUAGUAGAACUCGACCUAGUAUGACUAAGGCAAGAGUGAAAAUAGACCUUCUUAAGCCUAGAAUCUUUGAGGUUUGGGUUGGACUGGAAGAUGAAGAUUCCCCUCUAAAGGGAUUCACUCAAAAAAUGGAAUAUGAAAAUAUCCCUAAGUAUUGUAAACAUUGCAAAAAACUUGGCCAUUACCAGGUAGAUUUUUGGGUUCUAGAAAGAAAGAGAGCCAAGGAAAAACAAGAGGAGGCGGCUAGGCCCCCUGAUCAGGUGGGGGCUAGUAGCACUAAUCACCAAGUGAAUACUAGGGGGGAUAUUAAUAAAGUUUAG
Messenger RNA from Lycium ferocissimum, 903 nucleotides. RefSeq lists its product as uncharacterized. The transcript has a single exon. The record is from RefSeq and is a predicted model, not a curated record. Lineage: Eukaryota; Viridiplantae; Streptophyta; Magnoliopsida; Solanales; Solanaceae. The coding region runs from base 1 to 903 and encodes 300 amino acids.